AUGACCGAGGAAGAAGAUCCUGACUUAAGGUCAAGACAAGAAUGUCGGGACAUAUUAAGAGCUCAUUUAAAGUUUAAUUGCAGUGCAGUUUAUCGACCAAGAAAUCUUGAUGAAAUAAAUGAGAGAAUUAGAAACCAUAUGACAGACAAAGAAAGAAUUCAAAAUGAAAUGGAAGGCAUUAAGGAGCUGUUAAGACAAUCACAAGAAAGAGCCGAAAAUGCCGAAGAAACGGCACGCAAAAGAGAAGAAAAAUUACAACAAGAAUUUAAAGAAACUCUGGAUAAUUUAUCUAGUCAAUAUGCAGAAAGAGAAGAUAGGAUAGCUGCCGUAGUGGCAGAACAAAUGAAUUCUAAAUUAAGCGAGGUGGAAGCAGCAUACGGCACAACAAUCAGUGAGUUAAAAAGCAUGAUAGAAAAAUUAAAUGAUCAUAUGAAUUCAGAAAGAGCUCAACAUCAAAAUGAUAUGAAGGAGAUGAGAAGUUUUUACGAUCAACAGUUUAAUCAAACUCGCCAAGCCUAUGAGAAUGCAGCCAGAAGAACCGAACCAAGACCGAUAUGUAAAAUAAUGUAA
Racocetra persica is the source of this 570-nucleotide messenger RNA. The record is from the annotation of a GenBank genome assembly. Lineage: Eukaryota; Fungi; Glomeromycota; Glomeromycetes; Diversisporales; Gigasporaceae.